Molecule: messenger RNA, 2760 nt
Organism: Dicentrarchus labrax (European seabass)
Lineage: Eukaryota; Metazoa; Chordata; Actinopteri; Moronidae
Gene: ackr4a
Product: atypical chemokine receptor 4a
Exons: 2
Coding region: 185-1285 (366 amino acids)
Biological process (GO): chemotaxis; immune response; G protein-coupled receptor signaling pathway
Cellular component (GO): membrane
Molecular function (GO): scavenger receptor activity; chemokine receptor activity; chemokine binding
Source: RefSeq, a predicted model, not a curated record
AACACCCUCAGUGUCGAUCAAACAUUGCGCAGAUACAGAGUAACCUUUAAUCUGUCUUUUUUAGUAGCGUACAGUGAGAUACUUCACAAUGUUACAGCCACUGUGCGCUAACUUUGUGUCAGUGCAGGAUCUAACCCGCUGACAUGUAGGCAGGGAACCAGAUGUGAAGCUUCAUCUGAUAAUCAUGGAUGUCUCAGGGGAGGACUACUUUUACCAUGAAAACAUCAGCUUCAACUUCAGCUAUGAGGACUACCCUGUCCUCUGUGAGAAAGGUGACGUCCGUUCCUUCGCAGCCGGCUUCCUCCCUAUCAUGUAUUCUGUGUGUCUGGUGGUGGGACUGGCAGGAAACGCCUUAGUCGUGGCUGUCUACGCCUACCUCAAACGCCUCAAGACCAUGACGGACACCUUCCUGACCCACCUGGCUGUGGCCGACCUGCUCCUGCUCUUCACGCUGCCUUUCUGGGCUGCCGAUGCGGCGAGGGGCUGGCAGCUGGGGGAGGUCGUCUGUAAGAUUGUGUCAGCCUGCUACACGGUCAACUUCACCUGCUGCAUGCUGCUGCUGGCCUGCAUCAGCCUGGAUCGUUACUUAGCAUUAGCCAGGGCCCAAGGUAGAGACCAGACAGGGUGGCUGCAGAGGAUAUUCACCAGGAGACACUGUUGGAAGAUGUGUUUAGUUGUUUGGGCAACAGCGUUCAUCCUCGGUCUUCCUGAUUUGAUACUCUCACAGGUGAGAUGGGGGUCUAACAGGAGCGUCUGUCUGGCUAUCUACCCUCCAUCAAUGGCUGGAGGGGGGAAAGCUGUGCUGGAGAUGGCAGAGGUGCUGCUGGGGUUCCUGCUUCCUCUCCUGGUUAUGGUGAUCUGUUACUGGAGUGUGGGUCGGGCGCUGAGUGGCCUCCCUGUUGAGAGCAGAGGCAAGAAGUGGAAAGCUCUACGAGUUCUCCUGAUAGUAGUGGGGGUGUUUGUGGUCACUCAGCUGCCUUAUAACAUACUGAAGGUCUAUCGAGCGAUGGACUCGGUCUACGUCUUAGUGACCCACUGUGGGACGAGUAAAGUGUUGGAUCAGGCGGCUCAGGUGACUGAGAGCUUGGCCCUCACUCACUGCUGCCUCAACCCUAUCCUCUACGCUUUCAUGGGGUCCUCCUUCAAGCAGCACAUGAUGAAAGUGGCCAAGAAGUUUGGCGAGAAGAGAAGACAAAGAAGGGAAAAUCCUGCCGAGGAGGAAGGGGUGGACAUGUCAUUUAACUCCCACAGCGUAUCCCAAGACACAAACACAUUCUCAGUGUGAGCGAUCGCCAGUGCGUCAUAGUAACAAGCUGUACAAAUCCUAGUCACUUAUUUAGUAGUAUUUAGUAGAAAGAGCUGAUAAAAGUACUAUGUGAUGUCUGUUUUUGAGAACACAGCAGCUGUAGGAGCGUGUGUGGAAAUCAUUAAGUUGAAUUUGACAGAUGUUUUAACACUUAAUUCCCUGCACGCUAAAAACAGGAGGUUGUAUUUUCCCUCCUCCAGUUAAUUAAAAAACUUGUUUAAUCAAAAUAUACUCUUUCAUAUGUCUCUGCAUAUACUGUCAAUCAAAAACAAAACUGUGUUUUAUCAGGUUUUAUACCCUGGUCUGGAAGAAGUAAUAUUUCAUUAUAACAGUAGAGUAUAGUAGACAUGACAGUAAACCCUUUGAACUUGAAAUGAAAAAACACUAAGAGUGUACAGCCGUGCCAGCAGCUCUGGGAGACAGCUGCUGUGCUUUGAGCUAAAUGCUAAUGCUCACAGUGUAUAAUGUUUACAGUGUUUACCACCAUCUUAGGUUUGUGUGUGAGCAUGGUAGCAUUUAUUAAUUAGCACUAAACACAAAGUAGAGCAGAGGCUGAUGGGAAUGUUGUUUUGCAGGUUAUAAGUGGACCGACUGACUGUAACUCAUCCUGUGGGAGACAUGAAUGUGAACCACAGCAGCCAUUUUGACAUGAAAUAAGGUAAACACAGAUGUUACCAGGGUUACUAAUCAGGGUUUCAUUCCAUUUAGUGUAGCAGGGUCUUUCCAGUAAGCCAACCUGUAUAUAUAUAUAUAUAACAGCAGCACUCUGACUCAUUGGUCCAACAUCUGUUUACCCUACUAAGUGAUGUCAAACUGGCUGCUGUGAAAAAAGGUCUAUUUCAUGGCAAAUAUAUCCCUGUGUUGAACUAUUUCAGUCAAGACAAAAGUGAUGUACUGACAAAUACUGCUAAUGUGGCUGAAAGGUCAUUCUUUUUCUAUGUUUUAUGACUUUUGAUUUAAACGUUUUACACACAAAAAGAAGUUCUGAAUCAAAAACACCCUUCGCAGGACAGCUUACAAGCCUAAAUGUUGUUUACAUAUGAGGGAACAGAUUUUUCUUCUGAAUUUCACAGGAAAACAUUCAACAGCAGCUGCCCACACAGUACAAAGUACAAAUAAGAUUAAUGCUUGAACUUGAUACUCCUCAUUAUACAUCAAACAGUGAAAUAGAAGUGAAACUAUAAAGGAGCUGGAACGUCUGGAGAACAAUGAACUGCUUGUUUGAAAUAACGCUUGCUUAAAGUGUACUGUACUCAAAGUAAAUACUAAUUACUAAAGGUGUGUAGGAAUGUGUAGUUCAUCUGCUAUAAACUAGGUGCACAACACAUGCCGGCACCGCUCUUUUAAUAUUGUUCUAGUUGAACUAUGUACUUUCUGAUCAUGUAUUUUAUUUCUUUAUUGCUCAAGAUACCCCUUUAUUUCUUGAAAAUAAAAAGAUAACACAUAUCAAACCA